Messenger RNA from Pseudopodoces humilis (Tibetan ground-tit), 1167 nucleotides. RefSeq names its product neuromedin B receptor (gene NMBR). The record is from RefSeq and is a predicted model, not a curated record. Gene Ontology annotation, biological process: bombesin receptor signaling pathway. Lineage: Eukaryota; Metazoa; Chordata; Aves; Passeriformes; Paridae. Gene Ontology annotation, molecular function: bombesin receptor activity. Gene Ontology annotation, cellular component: plasma membrane.
AUGGAGCCAGAGCCCCCGCCCGAGCUGACAGCAAUUCCCCUCGGGGAGAAUAGGAGUGUCCAGCCGGUGCCCGACACAGCCCUGCUGUCCGCGGGGAGAGGUACGGCCGUGUUCAUCAUCCGCUGUGUGAUCCCUUCACUUUACCUGCUGAUCAUCACUGUCGGCUUGCUGGGCAACGUCACCCUCAUGAAGAUCUUCAUUUCCAACAGUGCCAUGAGAAGUGUGCCAAACAUCUUCAUCUCCAGCCUCGCCGCUGGUGAUCUGCUCCUGCUAGUGACCUGUGUGCCUGUGGAUGCCUCCCGGUAUUUCUCUGAAGAGUGGCUCUUCGGGGAAGUUGGCUGCAAGCUCAUCCCUGUCAUCCAGCUGACCUCCGUUGGUGUCUCUGUCUUCACCCUCACUGCCCUCAGUGCUGACAGGUACAAAGCAAUUGUGAAUCCCAUGGACAUCCAGACCUCCAGUGCAGUGCUGUGGACUUGUCUUAAAGCCACUGCCAUCUGGGUAAUCUCCAUGCUCCUAGCAGUUCCUGAAGCAGUGUUCUCCGAACUGGCUCACAUCAAUGACACAGAUAAUGCCACUUUCACAGCCUGCAUACCAUACCCCAUGACAGAUGACAUGCACCCAAAGAUCCAUUCUGUGCUGCUUUUCCUCGUGUAUUUCCUUUUCCCUCUUGUAAUUAUCAGUAUCUACUACUAUCAUAUUGCAAAGAGCUUAAUAAAAAGUGCUCACAACAUCCCUGGGGAACACAGUGAGCAUUCCAAAAGACAGAUGGAAACUCGGAAACGUCUGGCAAAAAUUGUUUUAGUUUUUGUUGGCUUCUUUGCUAUCUGCUGGUUUCCUAACCACGUGCUAUACAUGUACAGAUCUUUUCAUUACAAUAAGAUUGAUCCAUCGAUGGGACAUAUGGUUGUUACCUUAGUGGCCCGAGUGCUAAGCUUCUGCAACUCUUGUGUCAACCCAUUUGCACUGUAUUUUCUCAGUGAGAGUUUUAGAAGACAUUUCAACAACCAGCUUCGCUGCAGGAAGAAAGCUCAGAAAGAGAGAUCUGCCAGCUACUUGUGCAACACUUCUGCCAUUCAAAUGACUUCCCUGAAAAGCAAUACCAGGAACACAGUAACUACCAUGACACAACUGAAUGGGCACAACUUGAAACAAGAAAUGUCAUUAUGA